This is a messenger RNA of Desarmillaria tabescens, 1834 nucleotides long. RefSeq names its product major facilitator superfamily domain-containing protein. Gene Ontology annotation, molecular function: transmembrane transporter activity. Gene Ontology annotation, biological process: transmembrane transport. Lineage: Eukaryota; Fungi; Basidiomycota; Agaricomycetes; Agaricales; Physalacriaceae. The transcript has 13 exons. The record is from RefSeq and is a predicted model, not a curated record. The coding region runs from base 265 to 1629 and encodes 454 amino acids.
CUUACUUAGAAGUCCUCGGAAGGGCUCGAUAUCUGUACUCGCAUAUCAGCCUUAAGAGUGCAGGUGGCUACUGGGGUGCGAUAUCGAUAAAACAAACUGUGGGGGUGCAUUAUAUCCCGCGGUUGAUACACGCUAAUGAAACCGAGAACUCGAAUAAUGUUUACUAAAAGAACCCCUGGGUUUCUAGGCCAUCGAACAAUUGGCCGGAGCGACAGUAUCGCUGCAUAAAUACUGAGAUUCUUUACUUAUCACCCAACUUUCGAGAUGAGCUCAACGCCAACAAAGGAUCUUGGCCUUAUCCCUAUCCCUCGAAGACUCCGUUACAAUCCAGCAAAGCCGUUCCAGUUCGGUAUUGGGCUUAAUGUUCUUUUCGCGUUUGCAUGCACAUUUAUGAUAGCAAAUUUGUUCUACUGCCUACCAUUAUUAAUCCAAUACUCUGAAUCUUUCGGGGUGUCGUAUUUUGGUUCCUCGAAAGCUCCAACCCUUCUCCAAGCCAGAUACGCUACAGGUCUCUUCUUCCUCGCACCGCUAGGAGAUGUCAUCCGACGUCGGCAGCUCCUUCUCGGACUCACUGUCUGCUCCAUCGUCCUUACCCUCUGCCUGGCUCUCGUCCGUAACUGGGACGCAUUUCUCGCCAUCUCCUUCUUGGCUGGUGCACUAAAUGUUGUGCCCCCAAUCCUCCUUCCUCUCGCAGCGGAUAUAGCCCCAUCCUCCCAGCGAACCUUUGUCGUAUCUGUCAUUGUUUCUGGGCUGAUCAUGGGGAUCCUAGUGUCACGAGUCGUUGCCGGAGUGAUAGCUCAGUUCACCGAGUGGCAGAUGGUCUAUUACUUUGCGGUAGGCGUUCAAAGUGUCGUGCUGGCAGCAUGUUACGCGAUGGUCCCAGAUUACUCAGCCAAAAAUGCGGAGAAUAUGGGAUACUGGGGUCUUAUGAAAUCUAUGAUAUUGCUUUCUGUUGGCGAGCCACAGUUGAUUCAGGCCUACUUCGUUAACUUACUUUCCUCGGCAGGUCUGUCAAACUUUUGGGUCACAUUGAUAUUCUUGCUGGGCGGUCCGCCAUAUAACUAUUCUACGUUACUGAUUGGGCUUUUUGGAAGUCAUAGGUAUGUUUGGGGUAUGCAUGACACCAUUCGCAGGUCGACUACUCGACAAGCUGCAUCCAUGGCAUGGUUCGAUUCUGGGCUCUAUAUUUUAUGGGUGCUUUCAGAUGCUCUUGGUCAGCGCGGCUGGUAUCCAUAUUGCUCCCGUGAUUUUGGCUACGCUAGGAAUAGACGUAUUUUGCCGGAUGCUACAAGUCUCGCUUCAAAUGUCCAUCUUCAGCAUCUCCGCAGCAGCUACCACACGUUUGAAUGCUAUCUCUCUUAUAUGGUCUUCCUUGGACAAGUCAUGGGAGCAGAUGUGGGUUCACACGUGUUUUUGGAGUAUGGAUGGAGAGCAGGUACAGGGUUAUCGCUCGGUUGGACUGGGUUAGGCCUUUUAAUUCUUCUCAUGCGUGGACCUCAUUGUGGGCGCAAGACCUGGUUUGGGAAUGAGGGUGGAUUUGGUACUGAGAAAAUUGUCGAACAAGGUGAUAGAGAGAUAGGUAUGAAGGGGAGUGUUCUCAGUGGUUUGGAUAACAACUCACACACGUAGAUCACUCUGAGUGAUACCUACCACUACCAAGUACGCAAUGGAAGUUUAAGUAGUAUAAGAGCCUCUUAAUCCAUGACCCUGGAAGGAUGCCGGCCGAGCCGUCCGCUUGGUUAACGAUGCUGAAUUCAUCAAACCGACUUCAAGUUGUUCAGCAUCGUUAUUCUCGAUUAUUCGUUCCAGUUCCUCUGUCUCAUUAUCUCCUACG